AUGGCGGCGACUCCGACUCCGACGACGCGGCGCGCGGCGCCUGCGGGCCGCACCACGGGCUUUGCCAGCGCUCGCAUGCUCGAGGCACAGCGCACGUUCCAGAACGUGGUGAAGCACGAGCUGCAACUGCUGCUGGCGAGCGGCACGAAGCGCGAAGACGCCGUGAAGCUGCUGCUCGGUCGGAUCGUAGCCAGCACGGAGCCGCCCGAGGCGUUGGCUGUGCGCGGCGUGAUGCGGCAGUUCCAGAUGAAUUAUGACGACGCGGUGCGUGCGUUGAUUGUGAAGCAGGAGCUCGGGCGACUGAAGCGGCAGGGACUGGACUCGUUCGCGGCGAUUGAGGAACUGACGCGGAAAAUGAAGAGCCGAGGAGACGAGAGGCAGCGAGAGGAGGAGAAGAAGGAGGAGGUGGAGCUGGAGCAAGAUAAGGCACUGGGUGCAACAGUUUUGGGAGAAGAAAUGGGUUCGGUGACGUCGGACAAGGAGGCAAGUGAGACGACGUCGUUGUCGUUGUGCCAGCGGAUUGGAAAGGUUUCGAUCUCGUCGGUGACCGUGACAGAACAAGAAUCUGACGACGGUUUGAGAGGAGAAGAUAGCGCUAACAAUGGAGAAAAUGAGGCGGCUGGAGAGCGUGGCACGAUGGGGUUUCGAUCACCGUCCAGGGCUGAUAGCUCUUCGAAUGGUAACCUCGUGGAACUUACACCACAGUCGCGUAAACGCCGUGCGGCUUUUGGAGAGCAGGUGGAUACUGUCACGCGUAGUCGUAGUAGCAGCAGCGAACGCGCUGUGAAGCCUAUGUUUUCGGGUAUGAAGAAGCAAAAGUUGUGUGCUGACGUUGGGGACGGUUUUCUUCAAAUUGUCACACGAAAGUCGAAGCCAAUGUCGUCAAGCCCACCGAAGGGUACAGCUGCAAAAAGCACUUCUGGGAUGGCGCCUGGUGGGGGGAAAGGUGGCGGAUCGACACGAAGUGAGCGCAACACGAAGAACUCGCUCAAGCGGCAGCGUGCAAGUCCGACGGGUAUGGCAGAUAACGAUGAGUCUCCCAUUGCAGCCGAACCUCGUUCGUCCCACGUGCACCAUCGACAUCACGCCCACCAUCACCAUAGCAAGCGCCAGAAGAGCGGCAGCCCCCACUGA
This is a messenger RNA of Peronospora matthiolae, 1134 nucleotides long. NCBI's taxonomy places the organism in Eukaryota, Oomycota, Peronosporomycetes, Peronosporales, Peronosporaceae. The record is from the annotation of a GenBank genome assembly.